AUGGGAGAGUACUUCUUCAACAUCAAUCACGGCUAUUUGGAAGGUUUGGUUCGAGGAUUUAAGGAAGGUAUUCUUACUCAAACUGACUAUGCCAAUCUCGUCCAGUGUGAAACUCUCGAAGAUCUAAAGCUUCACAUUCAAUCAACGGAUUAUGGAAAUUUUUUGGCCAACGAACCUACUUCAAUAACUGUACAAGUCAUUGAUGAACGCUUAAAAGAAAAACUGGUCACAGAAUUUACACAUUUUCGAAAUAAUGCCCUCGAACCACUGUCUACUUUCUUGGAUUAUAUAACAUACUCUUAUAUGAUUGAUAACAUCAUUUUGCUGAUAACGGGGACUCUACAUCAACGUCCAAUAAAUGAGCUUAUUUCCAAGUGUCAUCCUCUUGGCUCAUUUGAGCAGAUGGAAGCUAUUCAUAUUGCUUCAACACCAGCAGAACUUUAUAAUGCUGUACUUGUCGAUACUCCUUUAGCACCGUAUUUCGUUGACUGCAUCAAUGAACAAGAUCUGGAUGAAAUGAAUGUCGAAAUAAUUCGUAAUACUCUGUACCGCGCUUACCUGGAAGACUUCUACAAGUUUUGUAAAAACUUAGGCGGAAAGACAGCUGAAGUUAUGAGUGAAAUUCUUGCGUUUGAAGCCGAUCGACGUGCUAUUAUAAUAACAAUAAAUAGUUUUGAUACUGAACUGUCUAAAGAUGAUCGGGCCAAGCUCUAUCCACGAUGUGGAAAACUUCAUCCUGAAGGCCUAGCUGGAUUAUCAAAAGCGGAUGAUUAUGAGCAAGUUAAACAAGUAUGCGAGUACUAUUCAGAUUAUCGUGCUCUGUUUGAAGGAUCUGGUUUACAACCAGGCGAGAAAGCUCUCGAAGACAGGUUCUUAGAAUAUGAAGUCAAGCUGAACGUCUUAUCAUUUCUGCACCAGUUCCAUUUUGGUAUAUUUUAUGCAUUCAUCAAGCUGAAAGAACAAGAAAUAAGAAAUAUUAUUUGGAUCGCUGAAUGUAUAUCACAAAGGCAUCGUGCUAAGAUUGAUAACUACAUUCCAAUCUUGUAA
This is a messenger RNA of Thelazia callipaeda (thelaziosis nematode), 1047 nucleotides long. The record is from the annotation of a GenBank genome assembly. Lineage: Eukaryota; Metazoa; Nematoda; Chromadorea; Rhabditida; Thelaziidae.